GGGAAGGUGGGCCUCACCCUGGGGGAGGGCGAGGAGGAACUUCCUGCCCCCGCGAGCUCCGAGGCUCUGAGCGCGCGGCUGGGAGGCGGAGGCGCGUCAAGGUCAGCCUGGACUGGGGCGGCAGCCUGCCUGGGGGCGGGAGACCCUCCUGGGGGACUGGGCUGCGGCCUCCAAGCGCCUCGGCCAUAUUGAAAAGACACGGCUGAAGCGCCUUUGUCUGCAAAGUCCUCUCUCAAGUUCCCAGCGCGUCCCUGCUGUGUGCUGGCAGCCCGCACGCCACAGUCUGGAGCCCGGACACCACGUUUGCAGCUUGCCGUGGGCUUUUAGCGUCAGAUUGACCUUACCCCGGCUCACGUAAGCAUCCGGGCAAUUGAUUCCCACCAGCCCUUGGGGGGGGCCGGAUUUGGUCAACACUGGACUUGUUGCAGGAGGAGAAACUGGGUUUCUGGGGAGGUGAGACUCUGGUCAGUCCUGCUGGAACCCCACCUGCACCCCCAAGACUCAAGGGUACUUGUAGUUUGGGCUCAUUGCCCACACUUCAGAUUUCACCCUGGAGAUCUUGAAGACCCUCGAGAAAAGCCAUGUUGGGGGCUGGUUUCCCUGGGGCUUCCUCCCAUCCCCCGACUGUCUGAUCCUCUGGAGCGUCCCAGAUGUCUGCAAAGAUGUGGAUUUGGACGUCCUCGUGGAAGCCUUGAAGCCCGUGGGGACCUUUAAGAAGAUCGGCAAGGUGUUCCGCAGGGAGGAGGACUCCACGGUGGGGAUGCUGCAGAUCGGGGAGGAUGUCGACUACUUGCUCAUCCCCCGGGAGGUCAGACUGGCGGGAGGCGUCUGGAGGGUCAUUUCCAAGCCCGCCACCAAGGAGGCGGAAUUUCGGGAGCGCCUGGCCCAGUUUCUGGAGGAAGAAGGCCGCACUCUGGAAGACGUGGCCCGCAUCAUUGAGAAGAGCACUCCGCACCCACCCCAGCCCCCCAAAAAGUCCAAGGAGCCCCGUGUGAGGAGGAGAGUCCCGCAGCUGGUGACCCCUCCCCCCAGGCUGGUCGUGGGCACCUAUGACAGCAGCAAUGCCAGUGACAGUGAAUUCAGCGACUUCGAGACCUCCAGACACAAGGGUAGUAAGGGCCACAAAGGCUCCAGGCGCGGCAAGAGAGUGCGCAAAAUGCCCGUCAGCUACCUGGGCAGCAAAUUCCUUGGCAGCGACCUGGAGAGCGAGGAUGAUGAGGAACUGGUAGAGGCCUUCCUCCGGCGAGGGGAGAAGCAGCCCAGUGCACCACCUGCCCGCCGCCGGGUGAACCUGCCAGUGCCCAUGUUUGAGGACAACCCCAGGCCCCAGCUGUCGAAGGCGGACAGGUGGCGAGAGUAUGUCAGCCAGGUGUCCUGGGGCAAGCUGAAGCAGAGGGUGAGGGGUUGGGCACCAAGGUCCAGCCCUGGGGUGGGCGAGGCCCGGCAGGCCUCUACCAGGGUGGAGAGGGAUGGGCCAUCGGUGCCAGGCAGCGUCAGCCGGGCGGGUAAUGUGGGGAACACUGGAGAUGGACGGGUGCCUGAGACCUCCCCCAGACGGUGGAGGCCCAAGAUCAACUGGGCCUCCUUCAGGCGUCACAGAAGGGAGGAAACAGCACCCACAGCCCAGGGGGCAGAGGCUGCAGAUAAUCAGAGGGCAGAGGCUGCAGAUGACCAGGGGACAGAGGCUGUGGAUAAUCCGAGGGCAGAGGCUGUGGCUAAUCCGAGGGCGGAGGCCAGGGCUGUCCACAGGGCAGAGGCCAGGGCUGUCUGCAGGGCAGAGGCUGCAGAUAAUCAGAGGGCAGAGGCUCCAGUUGUCCAGGGAGCAGAGGCUGCAUCUGAGGGGGCGGAGGUCAUAGCUGCUCAGGGGGUAGAGGCUGCACAUAAUCAGAGGGCAGAGGCCCCGGCUGUCCAGGAAGCUGAAGCCUCGGCUGCCCGGGGGGGCACCAGGGCAACCCCAGGAGCUAGGGCCCGAAAACAGGUCAAGACAGUGAGGUUCCAAACCCCUGGACGCUUUUCAUGGUUUCACAAGCGCCGGAGAGCCUUCUGGCAUGCUCCGCGGCUGCCAGUCCUGCCCAAGAGAGUCCCCAGGGCAGGCGAGGCCAGGAGCCUCAGGGUGCUGAGGGCUGAGGCCAGAGCAGAAGUGGAACAGGAAGAGCAAGAAGACCAGCUGUGAGGUGAGGGCAGGGGGACCACGGAGCAGCCAGCGAUCCGCCACUCGGGGAGCAUCCCCCCCCUCACUUGGACGAAGGUGUUCUUUCUGCCUCCACGCUUGAAAAGGAGUUGGAGUGCGUGUCAGGCGGUGCCCCUCACAUCUCCACCACCCCUCUUCCCUUUCGUGUUGAAUUGUAUCUUUCAUGUAUUGAUUUUUUACAUACAGACUCUUUCUCGUAACCCAGUGAAUGUAAAGAAAGAAAUCCAUGCAGUGGGGUCGCCUCACCGUGAUUUUAACUAAGAUGCAGCUCGAGGUGCUCAGCUUGAAAAAGGGAGACAGAGGAGCAGUUUUCCUCUCCCCCUUUCCCUUCUCCCUUUCUCCUGCACACUCAACACUGACCGCCUCCUUGAACUUAAAAAGAGAGCACACGCCAACAUAAGAAUAAAAAUGUUUACAAAUUUA
Molecule: messenger RNA, 2614 nt
Organism: Manis pentadactyla (Chinese pangolin)
Lineage: Eukaryota; Metazoa; Chordata; Mammalia; Pholidota; Manidae
Gene: CCDC8
Product: coiled-coil domain containing 8
Exons: 1
Coding region: 761-2173 (470 amino acids)
Biological process (GO): regulation of mitotic nuclear division; microtubule cytoskeleton organization
Cellular component (GO): 3M complex
Source: RefSeq, a predicted model, not a curated record